Messenger RNA from Aureobasidium uvarum, 1209 nucleotides. The record is from the annotation of a GenBank genome assembly. Lineage: Eukaryota; Fungi; Ascomycota; Dothideomycetes; Dothideales; Saccotheciaceae.
AUGGCACCCGAAGUCAGCAUUAUCGGCGCUGGCAUCGCAGGCCUAACAUUGGCCCUCAGUCUACACACUCAAGGCAUUCCAUGUGCCGUCUACGAGUCCCGCCCUGAGCCCCAAAACAUCGGCGGUGCCGUAAUGCUCUCCCCUAACUCACUUCGACUGUUCGACAACAUUGGCAUCUACGACGGUCUCAAGCGUCAUGGCUAUAACUUUGAUACUCUCUACUUCCGCGACCUCGCCGGCUCCCUCAAGGAAACCUACCCCUUUGGCAGCGUCGAAAAGUAUGGAUACAGUGGUCUCCGCGUCUACCGCUACCAACUCAUCGACCUACUGCUCGAGAAGCUCAAGGCUAAUGGUACAUCAAUGCACUUUAACCACAAAUUCUCGCAUGUGAUUUCCGAAUCCGAGGAUACUGUUACCUGGCAACUCAUCAACGGCACCACAAAAACAUCUUCACUGUUGAUCGGUGCAGAUGGAAUCCACAGCCGAGUUAGACAGUACAUGUAUCCAGAUCUCUCGCCAAAGUUUACCGGCAUGGCCGGUAUCACCGCUGCAGUCCCGACCGCAAACAUAAAACUGCCUUCACCGGACUACAAGAUGCCAGUCACGAUCAUGUCACCCACUCAUGGCGCCUUCGUCAUCGCACCUCAGACGCCAGAUGCCAGUGAAGUGUUUAUCGGAAAGCAAAAGCGUAUGGCUGAGCAUUCGCGUGAGGGCUGGGAACAAGUUUUUGCCGACAAAGAGGCUUCCAUUGCUUUCUUGCGCGAGGGAGCAGAAGUGUUUGGCGAUAUUGCCGUCACUGCUACCUCUGAUAUCCCUCUUGAGCACGUCAAUGUCUGGCCCUUUUAUGUUAUUCCCAAACUCGACUCUUGGUCUUCUAGCAAUAGAAGAGUGCUCCUGGUAGGCGAUUCAGCACAUUGCAUACCCCCAUCUGCCGGUCAAGGCAUCAGCCAGGCUGUAGAAGAUGUAGUGAUGCUAGCCAUACUACUAGGAAAGGGUAGAAGCGACAAGAAAGACUUGGGUUGGUGGCAGCAAUUCCGACAAGCCAGGCUUCAGCAAAUUUUGCUCUUGAACGCCCGCAUCGAUCGCCGCAGACUGCCCAAACUGCUGGGAAGUGAAGAAAAAGACGAUGACGAGCAAGGCUUUGAUCUAGAUUGGUUAUAUGGAAUCAACGUUGUCGCAGAGGUGGAAAGAUAUGUCGGUGGUCUGUAA